AUGGAGGGACGGUCCGCUUGUAGGCGCGUCCCGUCCCCUCUUUUGUUCCGAGACGCCGCCGCCGCCGCCCUGCGUCCCACUCCGAUGGCAGCACCGCCAAGCCUCGCCUCAGCCCAGAAGGAGGAUGGUGGAAACAGCCUGGUCACUCAGCGCGUCUGCCAUGAAGAUCAGCUCCAGGAUGGCGAGAUGCGGGAGGUCGAGGUGGCCGGAUACCCUGUGCUGCUGUUGAGGGAAGGACCGGUCAUCCGAGCGCUGGGCGGCCGCUGCCCUCAUGCCGGAGCUGCCCUCUGCAAAGGCUACCUGGCAAAGGGCCGGUUGCGCUGCCCCUGGCACGGAGCCUGCUUCAGCACUGAGACCGGUGACAUUGAGGAGUAUCCCACCCUGGACUGUCUGCCUGUUUUCCAAGUGACCGUGGAGGAGGGGCAGGUGCAUAUUUCAGCCAGGAUGAAGGAUCUCGAGAGCAGCCGCAGAGUGAAGCCCAUGGCCAGAGAGUGCCAGAUGGACCCCCAGACGGUCCUGCUGCUGGGAGCAGGCCCGGCAGCCCUGACCUGCGCGGAGACGCUCCGGCAAGAGGGCUUCACCGGAAGGAUCGUCAUGGCCACCUGGGAGGAUCACCUUCCCUACGACAGGACAAAGUUGACCCAGUACAUGGGGGCCCCAGCCGACAGCCUGUAUCUCCGGAGCCAGAGUUUCUUGGACGCCCACGACAUUGAAGUCCGGAAGCAGAGCGAGGUGGUGUCUCUGGAUCCUGCAGGCAAGAUGGCCCACUUCCGGGAUGGGAGAUCCCAGGCGUAUAGCAGCCUGCUGAUUGCCACAGGCAGCAGGUAA
This is a messenger RNA of Thamnophis sirtalis, 828 nucleotides long. NCBI's taxonomy places the organism in Eukaryota, Metazoa, Chordata, Lepidosauria, Squamata, Natricidae. The record is from RefSeq and is a predicted model, not a curated record.